Molecule: messenger RNA, 1539 nt
Organism: Populus euphratica (Euphrates poplar)
Lineage: Eukaryota; Viridiplantae; Streptophyta; Magnoliopsida; Malpighiales; Salicaceae
Product: cytochrome b561 and DOMON domain-containing protein At5g47530-like
Exons: 1
Coding region: 163-1350 (395 amino acids)
Source: RefSeq, a predicted model, not a curated record
UAUACUUUCCGAGUCACAAACGGAAACCAAUAUCCCUAUAUAUAUUCACUCAGCCAGCCUCACAAUUCUCAAUCCAAAAACUUCCAUCGAUUCCUUUGCCUUGUUCUGUGGUCUCUGGUCUCCAGCGAUCUCUCUUCUCCCAAGCCCCUUUGCUGCACAAGAAUGGCUCGUUACGUGAUUUUUUCGAUGGCCAUCUUUCUUGCUUUUUGUAUGCUGUCAUGCAUAGCACAGCAACAACCAUGCGCAACCUACAAAUUUUCGAACAACAAACAGUUCUCUUCUUGCAGCAAUUUGCCUGUUUUGAGUUCCUCUCUUCACUGGAACUACCAUCCAUCAUCCAACAAAGUUGAUGUUGCCUUCAGGCAUACUGGUACUGGUGUGAAUGAUCGCAGAUGGAUUGCUUGGGCUAUCAAUCCAACUUCAGAAGGGAUGAUUGGUUCGCAAGCGAUCGUUUCUUUUCCGAGAACGGAUGGAAGACUUGCAGUUUAUACUUCGCCGAUAACAAGUUAUGGAACGCGAUUGGAACAAGGAAAUCUUAGCUUUCCUGUCUUGGACCUGUCUGCUACUACUCAGAACAAUGAGAUGAUAAUCUAUGCAAGCUUAGAGCUCCACGGAAACAUCAGUACAGUCAAUCAUCUCUGGCAAGUAGGUCCAAUGUCUGAAAACACUCCAAUGAUGCAUAGUGUUGCUCCAUCCAGUCCCAAUGUUAAAUCCAUGGGGAGUUUGGACUUCCUUUCCGGAAGGAUUACAGCGACAAGAAGUUCUUCAAGCACAAUGAGAAAUAUCCAUGGAAUAUUGAACACGGUAAGCUGGGGCAUUCUAAUGCCUAUUGGUGCUGUCAUUGCAAGAUACUUGAAAAGGUUCGAAUCUGCAGACCCUUUAUGGUUCUACUUGCAUGUUAGUUGUCAGCUGCUGGCCUAUAUUCUUGGUGGACUAGCUGGAUUUGGGAGUGGGAUAUUUCUUGGCGCAAGGUCUCACGGUAUUGAACAUAGCUCUCACAAGAUCAUCGGCAUUGUCCUCUUCUGUCUUGCAACAGCACAGGUAUUUGGUGGUUUGGCCAGACCUGACAAAGACAGCAAGUAUCGUCCCUUCUUCAACUGGUUUCACUUCCUUGCGGGCUGCUCAACACUUAUCCUAGGUAUAUUCAACAUAUACAGAGGAUUUGACAUAUUGCACGCAGCAAAAUUUUGGAGGCUGGCCUACAGUGGUGUGAUACUAACUUUGCUAUUGGCCACGCUACUCUUGGAAAUAUGCACAAGAUGGUGCAUGCCAGUAACUAAGCGUUCCAUGUCAGAUACCGUGGACAAAAACACAUCCACUGUCGUUGCAGUAGCUGCAAUGGAGGUUUAGAUUUGGGAUGCACAAUGCUGCAUUGGAACCUGCGAUUUGAUUUAUUGAAAGAGAAACUUGUUUGCAGCUGGUCAAGGUGCAGUACUGCAGGUGGAGGAGGUUUUGAUUGAAAAUAUUUGAUGUAUAGCUCGUUUUUAUAUUGAAUAAUUAUUAAUAAUAAUCGAAUCCUUUUAUACUGAUUAUAUUAAG